Aspergillus calidoustus is the source of this 981-nucleotide messenger RNA. The record is from the annotation of a GenBank genome assembly. Lineage: Eukaryota; Fungi; Ascomycota; Eurotiomycetes; Eurotiales; Aspergillaceae.
AUGCCUCUUCAUCGCCAUUUGAGGCCAUCAGUCACUCAAUUCCUCCUUGAUAGCUCUCACCGGCCAUAUGCUACUCCUGUCAUCUAUCACACGAAGACGGCCUCGAGCUCUUGCACGCGACACCAUGGUCUUCGACAUGGAUAUAGCUACACACGAAGGCUCCUCUUCUCAACAACAUCACAUCAAUUCCUCGCCUCAACCCGGGAACCAACUUAUUACGAAAUCCUCGACGUCCCCGUAACCGCCACCCCCUCCGAGAUCAAAAAAAAGUUUUACUCCCUCUCUCUCCGCCACCACCCAGACCGCAACCCAGACGAUCCAACAGCUUCCUCUCGCUUCGCCAAAAUUUCCUCCGCCUACAACGUUCUCAGCAACGCCGCGAAACGAUCAACUUAUGACCGCGACAACGGCAUCCACUCCUUCACCUCGACAUCGACACACUCCUCCGCGAACCCAGGCCAACACCCCAUGGGCAGCCACAGCAGCCAUGGCUACUACCACAAAGGCGGCGCAUCAUAUUUUGGGUCCCGGCCUGCGAGCGGGCUGAGUAAACGGCGUGGCCCGUUCCGUGGGCCGCCGCCGAGUUUCUAUGCGCAUGGCGGGUAUGGGAAUCGGAAGGCACCGCCGACAGGAGGGUCGGCUGCGGGGUCUGGUGGUGGUGCUGCUGGCGGCGCCAAAUACAAUGAGGAUGAUCCGACUGCUUUUAUUGACCGAAACCGGAUAGGGCAUUUUAAUGCGAAGGGACACUAUCGAACCCAGACUGCGGAGGAUACCCGACGCCGGGAGCGCCGGUCCAGGCAUUCGGGAGCCGAUAUGAAUGAUCAGUAUAUCGGGGGUAGGAGCGACUUCAUUGUGCGAUUCGUUGCUGUUACUGGCAUUCUAGUGGGUGCUUCAGCGUUGUCAGGCUUGGUCCGUUGGCCUCAAAACCGUACUGAUGUGCUGGACAAGGCGACUAGACCACUAAAGGCAAAGGACACCUGA